CUUUUUAUAAGCGAAGUCUGUGUAUUUCUCGUCCUUGAGGCUACAGAGAUCAUAUAUGGCAGUCUCAGGCAGGUGGUGGUGGUGGUGGUUCGCGGUGUUGAUCAUGGUGGUAUCAUUAUCAGAGCCUGCGUUGGCUAACCCACAAACCUACCAACUAGCUAAAGGUUGCAGCCCGUACAAUACUAGCGAUCCACCUGAAGAUUUUGUGAGGAAAAUCAACGCCACCUUCGCUCAUCUCAGAAACCAAUUCUCCAGAGGCAACAAAAGCUUUGCCACCGCCGAGCAUAUUCCUAUCUAUGCAAUGGCACAGUGUAGAAACUACCUCUCCAAGCCUGACUGUGUCGCCUGUUUCGAUGCCGCCGUGUUAGUAUCCCGACAAUGCUCCAUCGCCACCGGUGCUCGUGUCAUAUUUGAUGGCUGCUUCCUCAGGUACGAGAUGAAUGACUUCUACAAUAAGAUUACAGAUGAAGGAAACCGUCAAAUUUGUGGCAAACGAACUGCCCACAAUCAAGAUGUUUUCAAUACCACAGCACAACAACUACUAAAUGAGCUUGUACUCGCAACGCCCAGAAUUCAUGGCUUUUUCGCUGCAGCAAAGCAGGAGAUCUCUGGCGGUGGUGCUACCGCCUAUGCGGUGGCACAAUGUAUUGAAACAAUCACCCAAACUGGCUGUAUGGAAUGCUUGGCAAUCGCUUACAGUAACAUACAGAAUUGUUUACCAAAAUCUGGUUCUGGAAGAGCUGUUGACGUAGGGUGCUUCUUGAGAUACUCAAACAAACAUAUCUUUGCAAAUAACCAGACAACUAACCUAGCACCAUUCCUAGGAGGAGGAGGGAGAUCAGGAAAAAAGAAAGCUAUUAUUGCGGGUGUAGCCGGUGGUGUAGGAAUCAUUUUGGUUUUAGCAGCGCUUUUCCUUUACCAACAAUCAAAAAAGCCCAAGGCAGCAAGAAGAGGGGAUAUAUUGGGGGCAACUCAGUUGAGAGGUCCAGAGAACUACGGAUAUAAAGAUCUGAAAACUGCAACCAAAGGAUUUAGUGAAGAAAAUAAACUGGGUGAAGGAGGUUUUGGUGAUGUAUACAAGGGCACACUAAAGAACGGGGAUGUGGUUGCAGUAAAGAAACUGGUGAUUUCCAGUAGAGCAAAGGCAGACUUUGAUAGUGAAGUUAGGCUUAUUACAAAUGUCCAUCAUCGCAAUCUCAUUCGUCUAUUAGGAUGCUCUGCCAAAGGAGAAGAGCUGCUACUGGUUUAUGAAUACAUGGCAAAUGCCAGCCUUGACAGAUACAUGUAUGGAGAUAAAAGGGGGAUGCUGAAUUGGAAGCAACGAGUUGAUAUAAUAUUUGGUACAGCUAGGGGUCUUGCGUAUCUCCAUGAGCAGUUUCAUGUAUGCAUCAUACACAGAGACAUAAAAUCCAGCAAUAUACUACUUGAUGAUGAAUUUCAACCCAAAAUUGCUGACUUUGGUUUAGCAAGGCUUUUACCUGAAAAUCAGAGCCAUGUUAGCACCAAAUUUGCAGGGACUUUGGGAUAUACAGCGCCAGAAUAUGCAAUUCACGGCCAUUUAUCAGAGAAAGUUGACAUCUACAGUUUCGGAGUUGUCGUCUUGGAGAUCCUUAGUGGGCGAAGGAGCAGUGACAUGCGAGUUGAACCUAUUACUGAGUAUCUCCUUGAACAGGCUUGGAAACUGUACGAGAACGAGGACUGUCUAGGGCUGGUGGAUAAGACUUUAGACCCGAGUGAGUACAAUGCAGAAGAAGUGAAGAGAAUGUUGGAGAUUGCAUUGGUGUGCACCCAAUCACCCCCAAAUCUAAGGCCAAGCAUGUCAGAAGUGGUGAUCAUGCUUUCAAGUGAUCGUCCAAUCUUUCAAAACAAACCAAACAGGCCAUCCAUGAUUAGUGAUUUCGAUCAGAGGGUACUCACAGCCACAGACACUUCAGCCACUACAGCAUCAUCCACUUCUCAUGCCACCGCUUCAUUUUCUGGAUUCUCUGGCCGUUAAACUUUUUAUGAAAUCUGUUUUUAUUAUUACAUUGUAGCUUGCUUGUGAAGAUGCUUGGAUACAAUUAUGUAAAUAUUAUGCAUGCCCAGACAUAACCGGUUAGCUUGGAGCAUUCAGAGUAACGGUAGUGUAUCUAGAGUUGUAAUCGUAAGAGCGGUCAGAUUUGAUUAAAGUAAAUAUCUGGUGAGAGGAUACUCUCUCACAAACUCCAUUCUAUCA
This is a messenger RNA of Ipomoea triloba (trilobed morning glory), 2215 nucleotides long. RefSeq names its product cold-responsive protein kinase 1-like. Gene Ontology annotation, biological process: protein phosphorylation. The record is from RefSeq and is a predicted model, not a curated record. Bases 56 to 1996 code for a protein of 646 amino acids. Lineage: Eukaryota; Viridiplantae; Streptophyta; Magnoliopsida; Solanales; Convolvulaceae. Gene Ontology annotation, molecular function: ATP binding; protein kinase activity. The transcript is spliced from 9 exons.